AUGAACUCCUCCACUGCUUGUUCUCAUCAUCUGCUUAUCCAGCCAUUCUGGGAUUAUAUUAUAUAUGAGUUUGGUGACUUAGUGAGCACACCUUUUUUCCCAGUCAUCUUAGCAUUUUCAGGCUUCAUUUUCUUCAGUUUUCCAUUCACUAUUGUGGACCUGUUGGGAGAGAGGUGUAACUUCUUGUACCGAUACAAAAUCCAGAAGGACAAGCGUCCGACCAUGGAAAUGAUGGGCCGUUGUAUCUGGAGGGCUUUUUUUAACCAUUUGGUCUAUGUUCUUCCAACUAUACUUCUCAAUUGGUUUUGGUUCCCAUCUGCACCGUUGCCAGCAAAGGCACCUUCUGUGGAUACGUUCCUAGUGGAGGUCAUAGGGUGUCUCCUCUUGUUUGAUUUUCAAUACUUUAUAUGGCAUGUACUGCACCACAAGAAUCAUUGGCUCUACAAAAAAGUUCAUUCUAUUCACCACAAAUAUGUUGCCCCAUUUUCUUGGUCUAGUCAGAACCUUGGGGGUUAUGAACUGAUGACUUUGGGAUUUUGGAGCAGCACUAAUCCCGUCCGAUUAGGCUGUCAUCCUCUUACAUCGUGGACCUGCAACCUUGUCAGUAUCUGCAUGUCAGUGGAUGAUCAUAUAGGCUACAAUUUUCCUUGGUCACUUAGUAAUGUCCUGCCUUUUGACUUAUAUGGAGGUGCUGUAGCCCAUGACAUGCACCAUCAAAGGCCAGAUACAAAUUUUGCACCUUUUUUUGGUCAUUGGGACAUGAUUUUUGGAACUUCUAGUAAUAUAAUAAAUAGAGCACCUAAUGCAAGAGAAUAA
Bombina bombina (fire-bellied toad) is the source of this 816-nucleotide messenger RNA. RefSeq names its product cholesterol 25-hydroxylase-like protein 1, member 1. The record is from RefSeq and is a predicted model, not a curated record. NCBI's taxonomy places the organism in Eukaryota, Metazoa, Chordata, Amphibia, Anura, Bombinatoridae. The coding region runs from base 1 to 816 and encodes 271 amino acids. The transcript has a single exon. Gene Ontology annotation, molecular function: iron ion binding; C-4 methylsterol oxidase activity; steroid hydroxylase activity. Gene Ontology annotation, biological process: sterol biosynthetic process; cholesterol metabolic process.